Epinephelus fuscoguttatus (brown-marbled grouper) is the source of this 3256-nucleotide messenger RNA. Its product is annotated as solute carrier family 41 member 1-like. Gene Ontology annotation, cellular component: plasma membrane. Gene Ontology annotation, molecular function: monoatomic cation transmembrane transporter activity. The transcript has 10 exons. Lineage: Eukaryota; Metazoa; Chordata; Actinopteri; Perciformes; Serranidae. The record is from RefSeq and is a predicted model, not a curated record. Gene Ontology annotation, biological process: monoatomic cation transport. Bases 9 to 1367 code for a protein of 452 amino acids.
UGGUUUGAAUGAGCACAGAAAGCUGGCAGCUGUGCAGAUCAGACAUGAAUCUCAGCAACAAUAGUUGUCCUGACAAGAUGGAGGAGCAGAAGCUCCACAUUUCCUCCAGAGCGUCAUCAAGUGGGAUGUUCUUCCAGGUGCUGCCCACAUACCUGCUGGCUGGACUGGGCAUGGUGACGGCCGGCAUGCUGCUGGACCAUGUGCAGCACUGGGAGGUAUUCAAGGAGGUCUCAGAGGUUUUUAUCUUGGUGCCAGCCCUGGUGGGGCUGAAGGGCAAUCUUGAGAUGACAUUGGCAUCCAGACUGUCAACAGCAGCCAACACAGGGCUGAUGGAUGAUGCUCAGCAGCAGUGGAGGAUGGUGUUCUGUAAUCUGGCUCUCAUUCAGGUCCAGGCCACAGUAGUUGGCUUCCUGGCAGCUGUUGCAGCGGUGGUUCUCGGGGGUCUGACCAAGGGAAGGGUGGAUGUCAUCCAGGCUGCUGUCCUCUGUGCCAGCAGCGUCACUACUGCUUUCAUCGCUGCGUUGUCUCUAGGUGUGGUGAUGGUGGCAGUGAUUAUUGGAUCCAGGAAAGUGGGCAUCAACCCAGAUAAUGUGGCCACACCACUUGCUGCCAGCCUGGGAGACCUCAUCACUUUGUCUCUGCUUGCUGGUGUCAGCAGCCUCUUGUUCUGUUACAGAGACAUUUGGUACCUGCCUCCUGCGGUGUGUGGCUUCUUCCUGCUCCUAAUCCCAGGGUGGGUCAUUAUUGCCCGUCGCUCUCCACCAAUCAGCGAGGUCCUGAAGUCAGGCUGGCAACCAGUCAUUUUGGCCAUGUCCAUCAGCAGUAUUGGUGGACUGAUUCUGGAUAAGACAGUGAGCAGUCCAAACUUUGAAGGCAUGGCAGUGUUUACUCCUGUCAUCAAUGGCGUUGGGGGAAAUCUGGUGGCUAUCCAGGCCAGCAGGAUGUCCACCUACCUCCACUACUGGAGUGUUCCUGGGGCUCUUCCAUCUACAAUGAGUGUGAAGUGUCCUGGACCUUGUGCUGCCCUCUGCUCCUCAGAUGUGAACUCCAAAUCAGCCAGAGUUCUGGUCCUUCUGGUAGUCCCGGGUCACCUCCUCUUCCUGUACGCCAUCCACCUCCUGCAGGGAGGCCAUACUGCCUUGACGCCCACCUUCAUCAUCUGCUACCUGUCUGUGGCUCUGCUUCAGGUGGUGAUUUUGCUGUACGUGGCCAGCCUGAUGGUGCGAUGGCUGUGGCGAAGGGGACUGGAUCCAGACAACUUCUCCAUUCCUUACCUCACAGCUCUGGGUGACCUGCUGGGGACUGGUUUCUUGGCUCUGAGCUUCAGACUAAUGCUGACUGUCAGUUCUGCUGGGACUGGAGUUUAACACAGACACUUGUUCCCUCACACCCUGAGUGUACUGUUCCCUUUAUGCAAGAGACUGAAACACACUUGCAAAGCUCACUGGAUUUAGAGAGGAAGGUGAAUAGGUACAGUAAGUAUGAUGUUGUCAUGAAGUACGCCUCAAUACUGAGCGUCCAAUAGGACAGAAUCCUCUUUUUUUGCAAGCAGCAUAUCCAAUUUAUAUUUUGUUGACAAAUAAUUACACAAAGAAUAAUUUAAUUUGCGCAAACACAGAUCUAAUCUGGGCUCAGUGAAUGCAUCUGUGUGUUUGCUAUUAUCCAUAUAAGGGGACAGUAAUACUCAUUUGCGCUCUUAUUUCCUGCUCUGUGUGCUCUUCUUGGACACCUGCUCACUGUGUCUCUCUCAACAUCUCUGCUUGCCUCAGCCUGACACAGUGUUACUGUGUGUCCUCACAGAAAGCGAGAGGGAAACCACAGAAAGAACCAAACUUUCUGUUGAGCUCAGUCAGAAGCUUGAUAGCUUAGCAUUUCCCUGGUUCCUUCAAAAAGCUAAUGGGAUUUUUCCAUUGGAUUUUGGAUUAUUGCAGAAAAUAAGCUCUGUGGCAAACAAAAGUUUAUGAUACUUGCAUGUUUUGCUCAGCAAGAUAGCCUUUUCAAAGGAACACUUUACAAUUUUUGACGUGUAAAUGUUAUUGGAAGAAGUAAAAAGCUAACGUUAGGCUAUAAACUAAAUAUACUACUGUCGUCAUUGGCGCAAAGCCACUUGAUAGCAACUGUCUUCUUUAAAGACACGUAAAAUCUUCAAAAUUCACGAGUGGGGUAUUUACUGCUGUAUUUUGUUGUCAAGCAAAAUGUGAAAAUCUCUCGUGCUUAUAUUAACCACAGACCAUAUUUCAGCCAUCUAACCAAAAACCCAUUCAAAAAACCUAUUGACUUUGAGACAUGGGAACCUGAAAUGCAAAAAUGGUAGCUCAUUUAAAUUAAAAAUAAGAUGUAGCACACGGUCCAAUAAAAACGGUUUAAAACUGCAUUAAUGAUUAUAAUGCCUCGGCUGAAUAUUCAAGUUAUUAACUUAAUUAGGUACUGUUUAUCUGGCAAAGCGGAGAAUUACACAGGAAAUGAGCAAAGGUACUGGAGAUUAUUCUUGUGUGCUUACACAGAUAACAGCAAACACAGAAUUUAUUUUCUAAUCCAACUUUUCUGCUCUCAGAACCCUUCAUGCUCAGGACUGAGGCACAAAGCUAACAUUGUAGAUAAGGGGCUGCAAAAACAAAAGUGGAAACAACCUGGCUCAAAAUAGAAGAACAAAGUUAGGAAAGUGUGUCCUUAUUUUGCACUUUGGUCUCCAUAUUUGCCAGCUCACUGUGGUCAAUAGUUGCACUGGUCUCCACCCAGCUUGGCUCUGUAGAAACAACACCACCUAUCUAAAAUGGUUACAAAUACUGUAGGACCACUCUGUUGUAAACUGUUGACACAUCUGUACACCUGUUGUCAGCUCUUAAAUGUUAGAUGGCAAAUGAUUGUAUUACGGCAAUAAUUACAUAUAACUGUAGUGUAAAUGUAUAUUAACACAAAUCAGAUGCUGCACUGUCUGGAUGAAUGUUAGAUUUGAUCAUUUUCAUUUUAUGUAGGUUUGUGCCUUUAAACCGUGAUAAGCCUUCAGUUCUCUCAUGUGGGUUUUGUGUCUCCAAAUUUCUACUGGUAUUUUACUUUUUGUGCAGCACAGUACAACUGAAUAUAGCCUGUUGUACUUCACUGUCUCUAUGUUAGUCUGUGUUCCAGAUAUUGACAAUACAGAUAUUUCUUUGUGCUAUUUUUGUGAACAAAUGAUUUAGUAUGCAAGUCUCCGUAUGGGGGCAUUUUCAAUUGUUUGAUAUGCACUUUUAGAAAGAUGCUUGUCUUUACUGAUCUG